Molecule: messenger RNA, 5464 nt
Organism: Pelobates cultripes (western spadefoot toad)
Lineage: Eukaryota; Metazoa; Chordata; Amphibia; Anura; Pelobatidae
Source: the annotation of a GenBank genome assembly
UUUGCUUCAAGUUUUCCGGAGUCUGUCAGUCACCUUUUCCUGCUGGAUUCAUAUGGAUUCUUUCCAAUACACCCGGUAAGGCCUCUCUUUAAAAUUAGAAUCCCAAUUUCAGUGGCCUGUCCCUCCCAUAUCUAGUGACAUCAGGGAACUAUUCUCAGACGGCACAGCAUGUCAUUAGACUCUCAAACUGUGAAAUGGGCCCUCUCUGCAAAGUCCUUUUGGGUUGGGGGUCAGUCAGUCAAAGCCCAUUCAGUGGAUGGACCUGCCCUUUUUCAGGGCAAGCCCACCCAUUGUGGUUCUUGACAGACAAGCUAUUUGCGUUACUGACUGUGCUCCGCACAGCCCUGUAAACAUACCGAUCUCAUAGCACCAAUGUUGGGAGUUAUGUCAUAGGGCCAGAAGGAACACUCCUCUGCGCAGGAGUCCUGCCCGAAUUCCUUUUUUUUUUUUUUUACCCACGAAAAACUCUUCAGCUAGUAAAUGUAUGGUGCUAUUUCUGUGGUUUCCUAUAGAUUGGCUUUGCUCUUGUUAGGAACCUUUAUUUCUGCCGACACAGCUCAGAUACUCCAGUCUGUAAAUGUAAGUUAGACAAACUUUGCAGCAAUAAUCUCUAGUAAAGUGUCCCUAAUAAGUGGAGAAAAAGUAAUUAAUUAUGGCCAUCUACAUUCCAAAUUAUAAGCUUUUUGGUUGUGUGUUUUUUUUUUUGUGUGUGUGUUUACGUUGUUCGACGAUACCCGUCUUGGAGAGAAUAUAAUGUACACGUUUCAUGGAAAAGAAGGAGGUCCUUGACUAUAAAGUAAUAAUAAUAAUUCCAAUAAUAUUCAAAAUCUAUUGAAAAUGUUCAUGGUUCCCAGGGAGGGGAAAAAAUAAUUUAGCAAACAUCAUCAAGAGGCGGUUUAGUAUUAUCUACUAAAAGCUUAUGUUAGCAGAAGAUUAGAUAGGGUUGACUUAGCCUUGUGGAUUCUCUAACACAUAGAGACAAUUAAUGUGAAUUAACCAAAAACAGGCUGGAAAGCACUGUUUAAAGCAGAUCUUGUUUUCAUUGAGAACUUCGCAAAAUGGCAUUGACUAAAUGCAUGUUGAUAUUACCAGAUUUGAUUGAUCCUGAAAGAUCAACAUGUUUUUUGUGUUAGUAUGUAAAUGUACCUCAUUUUCUGUGAGAGAUGAGUUUUUUUAUCUUUAAAGUUCAAUAGUUGGAGGAUUACAGGUCAAAGAUGAGCGUGGGUGAAGAGAAGGCACCAGACACCUUUAUUUAUUGUACCUGUCAUGUGUUCGAAUGCCACCUGCAAUCUGCUGUUAAUGGUAUUGGUAAUGGUAUUAGAAGCAGUCUAUAGUCUGUACUUCCAUUACCUGUCUCUACUCGUGCUUUUGUAUGGUAUUAGCCAUUUGAUCGGGGUUCUUCUCUCUAGCCAGGCUUAGCUCAGACAUAGCACUACUGGCUCUCUGACUAAUGUAGUGGAGAUGGGCUUUCCUGGCACCAUUAACACUAAAGUGUGCUGUGGUGGUUGUGGUGCUCAGAUUGUUGUUUUGAAAGGUAAGAAGGUGCUGGUAGCAGAUCAAAGAGGUAAUCACUUACAUGCAUUCAUUACAAAAUAAUAAACAAUAGGGUUUUAUUACAUGAGAUCUUUAAUUUACUUUUAAUCUCAGUAGUCCGUUUGCAAGUUACAUUUUCUAGUGCAAUUUCUAUUACAAAUUCCUUCUAAAAUUUAUGUAAUAACUUUCUAAUUCUACAAGUGAAUUGAGCCAAUAUAGCCAGAUUUACCAUAAGGUGACACAGUGCGGUUGCCUAGGGCCCAGAGGUUACACAGUGGCCCCUGGAUAACGAAGAUAUUUGGCUAAGCACGUGCCCAAACUGGUAUCCUGCCUAAGGCCCUGUGUAUGACUCCCGACAUUCAUGACUUCAGCAGGACUGUCCCGAUUUUUCAGGGUUCUGUCUGGCUUUCCCGAACUAUGAUCAAGGCACUAGGACCCUGAAACAGUGCUUCCUGCAUUGUCCACCCUUGGCUGGCCUGCUUGAUUGGCAGGAAGCCUCGCAUACAUUCAGAGCAGGCUGACCGGCCAGGUCUCUUUGUGGACCCGCCAUUUUCUGCAAAUUGGGUCACUGGCGUGUUGCUUUUUACCCAGCUCACUAGAGUACCAUUUCAUGGGAUGCCAAUGCUGGGGGCUAUGCCUGUGGGAUCUUAAUUGAGACAUGGAUUCCUUGGAGUCUGUGUUUGCUGUAUACAACAGCUUUGAAACAUAACUUAGGAAAAGAUGCAAAGCCAGUGAACCACUCAUGGACAGCUGUUUCAUUGUUAAUGCAAAUCAUCAGCAUGAGGUUGGUUACUGGCGUGCUCCAAGGAAUCCAUGUUUAAAAUGGAAUGAGACAAAAAUGUGAUUCCUUGUUGAACUAAUUUGCAUAUGCUCACCCAGAAUCCUUUGCGGUAGAAACAUCACUGCAGAUUUGUGAUUUCUGUGGGAAAAGCAAGUCUUAUGGCUUGACUGGUGUGCAGAUCUUUGUUUAACAUUGUAUUGACUAUCCAUUGAUGUCAGGUGGAAGGGGUUCUCAAUCACAAAUUUUCCCCACCUUAACUUUUUAUUGCUUAGUACUUUCAGGUUCUCACAUUUUUUCUUUCCUCUUCCACAGGACUUAAUUCAGAGUAAAUUAAAAAAAAACAUCAAGAAUUUUAUUAAUAUAGAGGGUACAUCGAAACCAAAGGUUUAUACCUACGAGGGUGCUCUGCACAGGUGAGAGCAAAUGUGUGUGUGUGUGUGUGUAUAUAUGUAUGUGUGUGUAUAUAGGCAUGAUUAAAAAUCCUUUAAAUCUGAUUUUAAGGGCUAUUAACUUUAUUUAUUUAUUUAUUUUAAUCUAGGUUAUUAGAAGCCAAUUUCUCACUGACACCUGCUAGUGCCAAAUUGCUCUUGCAAAGGGGAACCACAUCCGUGCCAGGAGGUAUAUAUGCACAAAUUUGUGUGGGAUUACAUGCUCACCUCACCUGCUACGGCAUAUCAGGAAAAGUUAUCGGCAAUCACUCACUCACUAGUAGCCAUUAUUUAUUAUCAUCUUCAGAAGUGUCAGAUAUGACCAAUAUUGUAUACUUCAUACUAAUAAACAACAUAGGUCUUUGAAAAGAGCACAAGUCAUCAGCACUUGAUAAAAGCAAGUAAGUUGCCUUGUUAGUGCAGUAGGUAGCGUGUCAGUCACAUAAUCUGAAGGUUGUGAGUUCGAUCCUCACACAGGGCAUGUAUAUUUUUUUUACUGAGAGGGUAGUGGAUGCAUGGAAUAGCCUUCCAGCUGAAGUGGUAGAGGUUAACCCCUUAAGGACACUUUAUUGAUUCCCUUUUAUUCCAGAAGUUUGGUCCUUAAGGGGUUAAAGGACCACUAUAGGCACCCAGACCACUUCAGCUCAAUGAAGUGGUCUGGGUGCCAGGUCCAUCUAGGGUUAACCCUGCAGCUGUAAACAUAGCAGUUUCAGAGAAACUGCUAUGUUUACAUUUGGGUUAAUCCAGCCUCUAGUGGCUGUCUCACUGACAGCCGCUAGAGGCGCUUCACUGUGAUUUUCACAGUAAGAAGACGCUGCCGUCCAUAGCAUGCGCAUUCAGCAGAAGAGGGAGGAGAGUCCACAGCGCCGUGGGAGCCCGGCAAUGGAGAAAGGUAAGUGAUUAACCCCUUGAGCCCGGCGGGAGGGAGGCCAUAAGGGUGGGGGGAGGACCUAUUAACACUAUAAUGCCAUUAAAACUAGUUUGUUUUCUUGGCACCAUAGUGGUCAUUUAACAUAGUGAGGGAAUUUAGGCAUGCAUGGGGUAGGCAUAAGGAUAUCCUAGACUUAAGAUAAGGCCAGGAACUAAUUAAAAGUAUUUCGAAAUAUUGGGCAGACUAGAUGGGCCGAAUGGUUCUUAUCUGCCGUCACAUUCUAUGUUUCUAUGUAAGUAUGGCUUAUGAUAAUGAUGUGGAUGUGUGAAACUUUUCAAUUUUAAAUUGAAGCACACAUUGUUUUAUUUAAUUGUAGGUUUUACCUUAUUGUUUGUGGUUUUUCAAGGCCAAGAUUUUGGUUUAUACAGAUUAAGAUUAUCUCUUUUGCCCACUGAAACCAUUGUGUACAUCUAGUGAACUAAGAAAAAAAAAAAGGAAAAGUUCAUCUAAAACUAAAGACAGAAAUUGAUGUACGAUUUUGAAAGUAGAAUAUGAGCCAAAAGGGUAAUCCAGGCCUGUUGCCCAUGGAUGUAAUACAGAAUAUAAUAUCAAUUCCAUUUCUUAUAGAUGACAGUCUUAGGCUAAGAGUGCUGGGUUAGCCCACUCGCAGUAUUCAUGGCCAAUUAGCACUAUCCAAACUGGGCAGAUUUGGUUGGCUAUGAGGAAGAGUAAAUUCCUCAUUGUAAUGCAACUGGAGAGGAGACAGGCUAUGAGUGCUGAAAAUAGUCAGUUUUAUAAAAAGAAAUAUAGGACAUCAAUCAUAGCCUCUUGCCACCAUAGAAACAUAGAAUGUGAUGGCAGAUAAGAACCAUCUAGUCUGCCCAAUUUUCUAAAUACUUUCAUUAGUCCCUGGCCUUAUCGUAUAGUUAGGAUAGCCUUGUGCCUAUCCCACACAUGCUUAAACUCCUUUACUGUGUUAACCUCUACCACUUCAACUGGAAGGCUAUUCCAUGCAUCUACUACCCUCUCAGUAAAGUAAUACUUCCUGAUAUUAUUUUUAAACCUCUGUCCCUCUAAUUUAAGACUCUGUCCUCUUGUUGUGGUAGUUUUUCUUCUUUUAAAUAUAGUCUCCUCCUUUACUGUGUUGAUUCCCUUUAUGUAUUUAAAUGUUUCUUUCAUAUCCCCCCUGUCUCGUCUUUCCUCCAAGCUAUACAUGUUAAGAUCCUUUAACCUUUCCAUAACCAGUACACACAAUAGGUAGUGGUUAUGGUGCUUACUGUCAGUUUUCGUGAUUUUUGUCCAGUCCAAUGCCUCUCAUAAGGACGUGUUGGGGAUAUACUGUGCAUGUCUGACAUUUCAUGCUCCACCAAUGGAUCAGUUUCUUCUGUAUGAGAAGAAUCCAUGGCAUUGAAUAUCAUCAUGCAAUGUGUAAUGAUGCUGAGUGUGGAAACCUGUGAAAAUCCAAGGUCUUAUACAGAAAGUGAUUCCAGUGGUUGUUUCUCUGAAAGCCAUAAUAGGAUUGUUUUAGGCAAAAUGUAAGCAUUGGUUUCUCAGAGAAGGCAAUAUUUGACAUUGUCACACAAAAGGGACCAGAACCAGUACAUUAAGAUGUAGUAGUAUUGGUACUUUGACUUUGUUCCCAUUUUAAAAACGUUAUAUGUUGAGAUCAACACCACCACAGCAGAUUUCAAAGCAAUUGAGCUGUCUAGAUCUAAUCUUUAGAAAGCAUGUAUAGUAAUUAGAUGGAUAUUUUUUUGUUAAUUGGAUUUAAAUAAACAUUUACUUGACCAUAUGUGUCUUCUCUUGUCUGUUGCAGGAGUGAUCUUCAAUCGCGACAUCAGAGUUAAUGCG